Molecule: messenger RNA, 4683 nt
Organism: Emiliania huxleyi CCMP1516
Lineage: Eukaryota; Haptophyta; Isochrysidales; Noelaerhabdaceae
Exons: 3
Coding region: 1-4683 (1560 amino acids)
Source: RefSeq, a predicted model, not a curated record
AUGGAGGCAACCGAUGCGAGUCGACUGGUGUGUGUCGUGGACGUUUCGUAUCAAUGGGUGGCGCCUCACCACCCCAGCCGCAGCUCAAUCUACGAGGAGGCUCUCUGCACGUACGUGGUCGGGCUCGCCACGGUGGAGACCUUUCGCCAACUCAAGCAGUACGCAGAGGAGGGUUACCCGCUAAAAUCGUACGUCGAGGGCGGAACGGGGCUCAUCGAGGGCGAGUGGCACCUGCGAGACCUCGAGGCGCCCGAGGGGGAGGCGCUGGGCACCGGCUGGUACGAGGAGUUUCUGAAGUGGAGGCAUAUCCACCGGCGCGACCAACUCUCCUUCAACUAUGUCGCGUGGAAGCUGGGGACGAGUGCGCUGCGCGGCUUCAAGUAUGUCUCCACCAAGUUGGCGGGCGCGGCUUGCGGCGCCCUCGGCGAGGCCGACGUCGCCACCCUCCGCUCCACGCUCGAUGUUGGCGCCGCGCGUGGGGCAGUCAUGCAGCAGGAGGCUGCGCUGGCUGCGCUCACGGCCGAGGUGACGGCAAUGCGCGCAGAGCAGGCGAGCAGCGUUGCCGAGCUGGAGCGGCAGCUGCAGCGCGUCGUCGCUGAGAAGGCCGCCUCCUCCAUUCUCGAGGCGCGAACCGCGCUGCUGUCUUACUGCGGCAUGCAAACGCCCGCUCCGCUCUGCGAGGCUGAGGCUGCUGCCGCGCUGGAGGUAGCACGCGCAGCGGGCGGGCGCCUCGAGGCCGCAAUCAAGAGCCUCGAGGCGCUGGCGAAGAGCAGGCUGCUCGAGCUCCAGCACAUCCACCGGCUCGCAAGCGCGCGCGCGGCCAGCGUUGGUACCGCCCUCGGCGAAGAGGAGUCGGACGUGCUCCUCCUUGAGCUCGCGCGUUCGCCGCCGUGGCUUCGUAGCGACCUCCUCACCAUGCUGUGCGAGCGGGCGGUCCGGCCGUCGCCAACGAUCCCGACGGGCAAGGUCAGCUUGCUCGCAGAUGCGCUGCUGCUACAGGAGCACUCGGUGCCCGACGCUCUGCUCGUUGGCACUCUGCUGAAGAGCGUCGAGCUGGCGGCCGGCGCAGAGCGCCAGGCUGCGCUCGCCCGGCUCUGUCGGCUACAAGGUGCUCGGUGGGAGCACGCCGAGUCGGCACUGCGCGGCAUGGUGGAUACGUUGGAGGUCCAAGACCUGGACACGCUCGCGGCCGCCACCGCCGCGCAAGGGAAGCCCAACUCCCUCUCGCUCCCAAUCGCCACGGCACGGCUGGGCCGCUGUAGUGUUGAGGCCGCCGGACUGACGGCGCAGCGUCUUGGCGGUGUGGUGAGCUUCGCCUUCCGGGCAGCCGCAGAGAGUGCGGUCGAAGGGGUAGUCGUCGCGAUGGUGGACAAGGCGCUCCUUUGCCUCGCGUCCAUCUCGCAGCUUCCGCACAACGCGAUCCCGAAGGCGCAGAACAGCGUUGAGGCGCUGCGCAACGCGGCCUUCAAGAGCGUCGAGGAGUGGAGCACGUCGCUUGCGCCACUUCUCGCGGCCUUUUGGGACGCGGCCAAGGCGGAGCUCGCCCGCCACCCGGUGCAGCGACUGCGGCUGCUGGAGCGCGUGAAUGCUGUGGGCGACACAGCCGCGGGCAGGGCGCUGACGCACGUGCAUGCGGCGUGGACGAGCGCUGAGAUGCAGCGCACGAUUGGCGAAAACUCCCGCUGCCCCGCCCACAACAGCACCGCCUGGCCUCUGAGCAGCAAGAGCCCGUGCUCCGUCUGCGCAAGGCCCGGCGGCGACUUUGUUUACAGCGUCGCGAAGGCGCUGGGCUUGGCUCUGGCGGCUGGCGAGGACGGGGCUGCCGUCAAGGAGAUGGCCUUGGGGAUCUGCAAGCGCUUCUGCAAGCCGUCGCUGCGCCCCGCGCUCAAGCAGGUCGUCGGCGAGCGGCUCCCGAACGGCACCCACCCCGCGCUGCCACCGGGGUCAGCCCCUCCCCAACUGCCGCGCUUCUGCCUGACGGCCGAGCCGCUCGACGUGCAGCGCUUCACGCGCUGGGCCAACGCCAAAGGCGACGGCGCCGCCACCGCCGCCCUGCUCCACCCUGUCCCCGACGGCGAGCCCUCGCUGCCUCCCCCGCCGGACGGAGCGAAGGCGAUGGGUGCGUGGGUCGAGGCGCGCUUGGCUCCACUCCUGCCGGCCCACGUGGCUGCCGCGGCAGCCAAGGCUUGCGAGGAGGAAGAGCUCGACCGCGGGGUGCUCUGCAGCCUGAGCGAGACCGAGCUGCGCGAACUGCUCCUCGGCCGAUCGGGAGGGGCCGACGCGGAGGACGGCGCGCUCGACGCCUCCUUCCUCGCGGCGCGAGGGCUCUGGCUCGCCCUGCGACGUAUGUCGGUCGAGCUUCGCGAUGGCCACGCCGCGCGGCCGCCCUCGUUUGCCGAGACUGCAGCCUGGCUCGCGGACGCUUGCGAUGGCGCGGUGACGCCGAGCGCCGAGCAGCUGCAGCGGCUUGGCGUCGACGGCGCGCUGCUGUGCUCCCUCUCGCCCGAUGAGUGGCGCCGGCUCGCGCCGCGGCUGGCGGAGCCGCCGCCCGCCAGCCACACCAUCGAGCAGGUGUGGUCACGGCUUGCACCAGCCUGCGCCGCCGCGGCCCUCUCGCCGUCGCGUUGCCUCGAGAUGCUUCCAGCCCGGCCAGCGCGUCCGUUCACCAUCUGCGUGGUCGGUGACACGGGCGCGGGCAAGAGCACCCUCCUCAAUAGCCUGCUUGGCACCGACCAGCUGCUGCCGACCAACGCCAUGCGCGCGUGCACGGCUGCGGUGGUGGAGGUGCUCUGGAGCGGCGAGCGGCUCUUCGAGGCGGCCGUGCGGCUGGUGAGCGCCGACGAGUGGGCGGCUGUCAUUGACGACGCGCGGCUCUGUGUGAAGGCUGCCGCUGCCGAGGGGCGGCGACCCUGCGAGGGCGAUGCGGGGCACGGCGCGCUGGUCCGCGUCCGAUCCUUCUACGGCGCUGAAAUCGACGUGCAUGGCGACCUCGCUGCCGAUCCCCGGCUGAAGGACUUGGGUCGCAGCGUAGUGAUGCACGCGGAGAGCGCGAGCGACGCGGCCGCCCAGGUGCGGCCCUUCGUCGACUCACCGGAGGACGGCGACGGGGCAGCAUGGUGGCCGCUGGUUGAGCGCGUGUCAUUGCGGGGCCCGUUCGCGCCCUUGAGCAGCGGCGUGCGCGUCAUCGACGCGCCUGGCCUACACGACGAGAACGAGGCUCGCAACGCCGCCGUGAAGAGCGUCAUCGCCGAAGCGGAUGCUGUCUGGCUUGUGUCGCCGAUUCGACGCACGUGCAACGACAAGACCGUCAGCCAGAUCCUGUCGACGCCGUUGCGCGACGCGCUCAUGACCGGCGAGAAUGGCGGUUUCCUCGGCGCGCUGUGCGUGGUCGCGAGCCAGGCGGAUCUUAUCUCGCCGUCCGAGGUCGCGGGCAACCUCGGGCUGCCGGAGGACGCGAGCGCGCGAACUUGCGCUCAGGCCCGGAAUAAGUACACCAAGGCGCAGCUCUCGGCGAGCUGGUGCCGCGACCUCCGCCCGUCCGAUCUGCCCCUGCACCGGCCGCUCGCCCCUUGUUGGGAGGCCGCGCGCAUGGACCUUCCCGUAUUUACGGUCUCAUCGCUCGACUAUCAGAAGCUGACUGGCGUGCGCGACGCUGACGGUGGCGCGCUGCUCUUCAAUUGCGCAGUCGAGACCGAGCUGCCGGCGCUGCGCCACUUUCUGCAGUAUUCGGCGGCGGCGCACCACAGGCGCAGCGGCACCGCCCGCGCGACCGUCGGGGCAAUGAUCCUCGACUGUCUCGAACACGGGAGCCCGGCCAAGGCAGCGCAGGCCCGAGCAAAGGCGGCGGCCGAGGCGGCGGAGCGCGCAGCCGAGGCGGAGCAGGCGUUGCAAGCAGAGCGGGCGGCGGACGAGGCGAGGCAGGAGGCCCAGCGAGCCGCGGCGAGCGCACCGGGCGACGGCGUUGUCGCGGUGGCACCGGUGCAGCAGAAGGCAACAUUGGUCCCGCAGCAGGCACCGUCGCAGCAGAAGGCGGUGUCCGCGGCGGCGGCGCCGCCGCCUCCCCUGCAGCAACAGCAGGCUGCGGGGCAGAGCCGCAAGCGGGGGCGGGCCAAGGCGCCGGCGGCAGAGAGCGAGGUGGAUUCCUCGAGCGCCGAGGAGAGCGGCGCCGAGAGCGACGACGCGGGCGCCGUUGGCAACGGGCCUGUCGAUGGCGAGGACGUGUACGAGGUCGACCGCAUCCUCGAUCGGCGCCGCCGCUUCUACAAGAUCCGCUGGAAGGGUUUUGGCGCCGCGGACGACACGUGGGAGCCGCGUGAGAACAUCGCGCCGAAGUUGGUGCGCGCCUUCCUCCUCAGCCGCGGCUUUGCAGAUGGCGAGGAGCCCUCCGACGAGGAGGACGAGAGCGAGGACGAGGGCGACGACGGGCCGGACGAGGUGGAGGUGGAGGUGCAGCAGGACUCGGAUGCGGAGCGGGAGACGUCGCAGGAGGCUGCCGACGACCCGCCGGACUUUAUCGCCACGCCGUUUAUGCUCGAGCUCGAUGCGCGCGAGCGAGAGGCGUGCCCACCGCUGCCGUCUCGGAGCGACACGAUGGUGGGCGACAAGCGCGCGCUAGGUGGGCCCGAGGCUUUCCCGGGCGGGGCGAAGCGACUGGCGCUCGACUCGCCUGCCGCUGCGCCUUAA